Molecule: messenger RNA, 1547 nt
Organism: Paramuricea clavata
Lineage: Eukaryota; Metazoa; Cnidaria; Anthozoa; Malacalcyonacea; Plexauridae
Source: the annotation of a GenBank genome assembly
AUGGCGUAUUACUCGAGAUGGAAGUUCAACUUGUGUCAAAUUCGAAGAGAUACCCACAACUUUGAUAUAAUAAACCAUCAGCACGAGGUAAGAUCUCGACUAUAGAAUGUGAUUUGUCCCCAAUAUCGGCGCCGAAUUUGAGAUUUUAGCCUCUAAUUUUGGGUAAUUUUUUAGUAUAUUCGGAUCGCCUUAGCAUACGGGCAUCUUUCAGUGGGCUUAGUUUAUUUAUAUUUUUAUGUUUGUCCACGAUCUUGCAGUCAUGAACUAUUAAAAUGUAUCUUAAUAUUAUGGUAUAGAAAUGUUUUGCUGACAUUUGUUUGUUUUCCUGCAGCGCACCUCUAGAUUUUUGCAAAUUUCGGGUACGGAAUCGGCCUCAAAACGGGUGUCUAGUCUAGAAAACGAAAUCGGUCUUGUAUCUGAACGGAAAAAAGAUUGAGCUCAAAAGAAUACCCAUUUUGAAACUUACACAUCGAGUCCUUUUAAAUGAAAAAUUAAGAAGGACUUUUAAUUUCUGAUGCGAAAACGAUUGGACCGCUCUUAGGCGGACGACAGCCUCUUAAGAUUGGAGCAGCAGUGAUUGUAUGUACGGAUGACAAGAAUAGAGGGAAAGCCAUCUUGGCUGUCGUCCUGCAAUUGUACCCUGGUUCCGAUGGUCAAAUUCGAGCAGUGUUCCUGAAGACCAAGAAUGGAACGAUUGAACGGCCCGUGCAACACCCAUACCCCUUAGAGCUGCAGUGUGGUAUUGUGAACAGAGACACUCCUAAAGUUAACCAGCUCAAUCCGAAUCCAGAACCUUCAAACCAAAGAGAGCUGCAGCUGUAGAAGCAUUGAAGAAGAUGAGGAGAAUGACGGAGAUGGACGAAGAUAAGUGACAUUAUAUCAAAACAACAGUAUAGAACAUUUUGUUAAAACGUUACAUAGCAAUCUCCUUAUUUUAUAUGCAAAAUGAUAUAAACAUUGCAUGGAGGAGUGUGUCGGAGACUGCCAGACAUUCUUAAUUUAGAACUAUAACCUAGAGUAAUUUAUGAUCCUUUUAGUUGAUUAACAUGGUGUGUUGAAUGAUUAGUUAAUGACAUUUUAGAUAUAAUCGUGUGGGAAUGUGAGAGAGAUAUUGAACUGCGAUCGUCAUGAACCUGUGAAUUCAAGCGUUGUUAUAAAUAUAUAUAUAAAAAUCGUUUCAUUGUAUUUGUUGUUGUUCAAAACCUAUUAGUAAGGGUACAAUUUACUAAAAUUUCUGGCUAUAUCUACAUCCAUCACGCUCUCACUUUUCCCUUGUAUUUUAUAUUUAAUUAUGAACUGAUUAAACAUUGCAUUUUCUUCUAGGGGAAGAAGAAACCCAUGAAUUCUACCAACCAUUGACUGCAGCCUUUGAGGAAGCAAGAUGCUUAAUCGAUAGCAAAGUUGAAAGAUUGGACCAAUUCUUGAAAAGUUGCAAGGAGAAAUUUGGCAAGAGUGUGCAUGAAGACCAUCAGAAAAAGAAGGCAGCUAAGAAUGCAAAGAAAGCAAGGAAAAAUCAGAACAACAAACUAUACUUUAAAGCAGGGUAA